Molecule: messenger RNA, 2805 nt
Organism: Colletotrichum lupini
Lineage: Eukaryota; Fungi; Ascomycota; Sordariomycetes; Glomerellales; Glomerellaceae
Product: annexin ANXC4
Exons: 3
Coding region: 1-2805 (934 amino acids)
Cellular component (GO): cytoplasm
Molecular function (GO): calcium ion binding; calcium-dependent phospholipid binding
Source: RefSeq, a predicted model, not a curated record
AUGUCUCUCCAGGUUGACGACCGAGGCCGUCGCACUCGUUCGCGCUCACCGGGCCGUCGCGAGCGCAGUCGGAGCCCCGCGGUCCCCGCCAUGGUUGAUCCCCCGCGCGCGCCCAGCUAUGCUUACCCGGAAGACGACCUCGAUGGUGGCAGAUAUGGACGUGAAAGGGGAGGCGCCAACGUCGUCACCGCAGAGCCGGGCGCCAGCCGCGCCAUGUCCGGAGCCAUUCCUUACCCAGAGGACGGCAGCGACGCAAUGUUUCCAGGCACCAGGUCACUCUACGACUACGACGACCCGCGCGGCAGUAAUCCUGCUUACCGUCCGCCCCCAUCCCCGCAAGACAACUACUACCGCAACUCGCGCGAAAAGUACGACGAGCCCCGCGAUGACGACAAGCUCAAGUAUCUGCCCGCAAAGUACAGCAGUCACGGUCGCAGCAACAGCAAAUACGGCAACGAGGCCGAAUACGCGCCUCAAAAGCCGCCUCGCCCUGACGCGGGCGACCUGUACCCCCCAGCGAAGCCCCCUCGCCCUGUGUCGCCCGGCGGCUACGCUUACGCUCAGCCGCAGCCCUACGAAUACGCAAAGACCGACGACAAGGCCAAGAAGAAGGAGGAAAAGAAGAAGGCUCUGGAGGAGAACCUCGCAUACGGCUUCGACCCCAAUGCUUCUAGACCAGGCGGCCUCGCCCCUGAGCCCCGAUACUCUGGUCGCGCACCGAGUCCAGGGCCACAGAUCUCAGCCGGCGCCGCGCAGUACUACGCCAACGACCCGCGCGUCUCGUCCAAUGUCUUGACGGUCGAACCCGGCAGCCGCAGGCGGGACAAGUCGCCCCAGCCGCCUACUCACCGCAUGUCGAACCUAUCUGUAAACACUGGCCACCACUCCAUGAACGUGAGCAUGUCGCUAGCCAACGCACCGGGGUCGCCGCUGCUGGAGUCGUACCACGGUACCUAUCAGGACAUGUCACCCAUGCCGUCACCCAUGCUGCUCCCCUCAUCACACGACCUGCAGGUCAUGGAGCCCCUCUCGCCAAUCGGCUCCGACGAUGAGGGCCGACGACGCCGCCGUGCGCGGUUCCACGACAUUGAGGACGAUGCGUCGAGAAUCGCAAAGGCGCUACGCAGCGACAGGAAAAACCCGGACCCGGAGCCUUUGAUUGAGAUCCUCCCCGGCCUCACCCAUGACCAGGUCAUGGACCUCCGCAAGGAGUACAAGGCCCUCGUCAAGACGGGCGCCGACCGCAAGGGCGUCAACGUCGCCAAGCACAUCCGCUCCCGCCUCAAGGACUCCGACCCGAACCUGAUGAAGGCCUGUUACGCCACGGCGCUCGGCCAGUGGGAGAGCGAGGCGUACUGGGCCAAUUUCUGGUACCAGGGCGACAAGACGCGCCGGGAGCUGCUCAUCGAGUCGCUCAUGGGCCGCACGAACCACGAGAUCCGCCUCAUCAAGGACGGCUUCAGCGAUAAAAAGUACGACAACAGCCUGACAAAGUGCAUGAAGACGGAGCUCAAGGAGGAUAAGUUCAAAAAGGCCGUGCUCAUGGUGCUCGAGGAGCGCCGGAUGGAGGAGUAUGAUCCUUAUGGUCGCCGCCUGGCUAUUGACUAUCACUCGGUUGAGGACGACGUCUCGGACCUGCGCAAGGCCGUCAAGUCGGAAAAGGGCGGCGAGUCGCUCAUGAUUAGCAUCGUCGUGCAGAGGAGCGACUCACAUCUGCGCGAGGUGCUCAAGUUGUACGAGCGGACGUACCGUACCAACUUUGCCCGCGAUGCGCUCAAGAAGAGCGGCAACCUAGUGGGAGAACUCCUCGCCCACGUCCUCAACGGCGUCAUCAACAGACCCGUUCGCGACGCUCUGCUAGUCCACCACGCUCUCACGGCAAGCCGCAAAGAUGACCUGCGCCGCGAGCUGCUCAUCUCCCGCCUCGUCCGCUUCCACUGGGACCGUCACCACCUCGAGGCUAUCAAGCGCGCCUACCGGGAGCGUUACGGCCGCGACAUGCAGGAGGCCGUCCGCGAAGGCACCAGCGGCGAGUGGGGCAUGUUCUGUCGGGAGCUGUGCAUCUAUCGCAUGCCCGACCAGGUGAAGAGCUACGAAAAGGUGCCGGCGCAGGCCUUCCGCGAGCUUUUCACCGUGAAACUUGCUCCAUGGUGUAAACCCUCAUCACGACCGUGGGUGACCCUGAAAUCGAACAGCCUUCACAACCUCAUCCCUCCUAGCAACGGCCGUCUCCCCCAGAGCAUACGAACUCCCCUGCGACCGAUCAUCCAUCUCCCCAACCCUCUCGCUAACAUCCGAUCUCCUCUCCCAGCUCCUCGCCCGUCUCCUACUUCCAGGUUCGACAUUACCCCUUCCUCGAUCAUCGCCGCGCCGUUGAUCAUGAUGAUACCCGCCGCCACGAUCUACACCACGCUCAUCACCGCGUCGUCCGUCGUCAUAUCCGCCACCGCCCCUGAACUCCCGCACCCCUUCAUCCCCACGGCCGCCGUGCAUAACAUACCCAUCCCUCCUAUCUCCGCUAACCCCCCUCCUCACACUCCGGCUUCGACUCCGACUCCUAUCCCUACUCACAGUCCUACUUCUGCUCCUCGUCAAACUCCUGCUCCUACUCCUACCCCUCUCACCCCCCCACCUCCCGUCAUCACCCUCGCGCCGAACAUACACAUGCCGAACCCUCUCACGGAAGUACCUCCCUCCAUCGCGAGAUCUACUUCUUGCUCCAUCCUGUGGCCUUCUCCACUCCUCAUCGCGAGAUCUGCUUCUCCGAGGAGGGGGAGGAGAAGCCUCAUACUUCUUAACUGGUGA